This is a messenger RNA of Triticum aestivum (bread wheat), 696 nucleotides long. RefSeq names its product ATP synthase protein MI25. Gene Ontology annotation, molecular function: proton transmembrane transporter activity. The coding region runs from base 37 to 615 and encodes 192 amino acids. The transcript has a single exon. Gene Ontology annotation, biological process: proton motive force-driven ATP synthesis. NCBI's taxonomy places the organism in Eukaryota, Viridiplantae, Streptophyta, Magnoliopsida, Poales, Poaceae. The record is from RefSeq and is a predicted model, not a curated record.
AGCGAGCAGAGCUGAAAAAGAUGGAGUUACCUGGAGAUGAGAUUUCUUUCUACGGAUAUGAAGGAUAGAAAUAUGCUAUUUGCUGCUAUUCCAUCUAUUUGUGCAUCAAGUCCGAAGAAGAUCUCAAUCUAUAAUGAAGAAAUGAUAGUAGCUCGUUGUUUUAUAGGCUUUCUCAUAUUCAGUCGGAAGAGUUUAGGUAAGACUUUCAAAGAAACUCUCGACGGGAGAAUCGAGUCUAUUCAGGAAGAAUUGCUGCAAUUCUUCAAUCCUAACGAAGUAAUUCCGGAGGAAUCCAAUGAACAACAACGAUUACUUAGGAUCAGCUUGCGAAUUUGCAGCACCGUAGUAGAAUCAUUACCAACGGCACGCUGUGCGCCUAAGUGCGAAAAGACAGUGCAAGCUUUGUUAUGCCGAAACCUAAAUGUAAAGUCAGCAACACUUCUAAAUGCCACUUCUUCCCGCCGCAUCCGUCUUCAGGACGAUAUAGUCACAGGUUUUCACUUUUCAGUGAGUGAAAGAUUUGUAUCCGGGUCUACGUUCAAAGCUUCUACCAUAGACCUAAUUCGAGAAGGCUUGAUAGUCCUAAGAAAGGUGAGGGUGGGGGGUUCUAUUUAGGAAGAAUAAGAAGAAUCUCAUUCAUGUGUUCAUGCUAACAGAAGAGCGGAUCCAAUACACAUAAGACUUUUUUUCAGGAAA